AUUAGGAAUAACCAAAGGAAUUUUUCUUUUUUUUUUUUUAUCUAAUUUCACAUUAAUAAGCAACCAAAUUCUGGUUUAUAUUGAAGUAUAUGCUUGGGUUGUCCCCUCCAGUAUUAAUUUUUGUUAUCUAACUUGUAGUCUUCGCCAUAUUCUUGCUUGAAGCGAAAGGCAUUUCUUCAGCAUUAGGGUAUAAAACAUUUUCCAUGCUAAUUAAGCUGGACUUGACCUGCUUCCUUCGUCUCCAACUCCUUCUGCCCCCCUUUUGCAAAAGAAAAGCCAUGCGUCCCUCAUUGAAAAACCCUCCACAAGACAAGGGUUCUCAAGGUCCUAACCUUCCACAAACAAAUCCGUCUCCAUUUGUGGUUCCUUCAACAGAUUAUUCCCGGCAACAUCAGAGUCCAAAACAAAGUCCCACAAGAGACCACCAUGCUCCUUCAAGUUAUCCCAACCAGAACCAACAAAGUCACCACAACCAGCAACUGCAGCUGCAACCAGCUCCACGAAGGGUUUCUUCUCCACAGAGAGAUCCUUCAGAAGUUGAUAAUACUCAACCAACUGAUCAAAUUUCCAACAAUUCCCAGCAACAGUCACUGUUGCUUCCAAAAGACAAUUCUCAGCCAUCAAGUUAUCAAAGUUCCGAUGAUUACCAGCACUGCAAACCUCCAUCUCCAGUUCGUCAACAAGAAAGCCCUCCAAGCUCUCAGAUGUAUCCAGGUUCACAAUUUAAUCCUGUAACAGGACAACCUCAAGCUGUAGUUCCUGUUAUCACCGCCUUUCCACUUGAAAGCUACAAGCUUCCAACUCCAGAUCAUGUGCCAGGGAAUUCUCCCCCAGAAGGAUAUCCACCUCAAGCACAACCACCACAGCCUCCAUCGCCGCCUCCUCAAAAAGUUUGCUUCUGUUGUAACUGCUUUUGAUUCAGUUAUUGCUUAAACCAUGUGUAACAAUUAAUGCAAUGAUUGGUUUUUCCAAAAUUCACUAUAUUGUUAUUGAAAAUUAUAAGCGUGUAAGAGUUUCCUAUUUUUUAUCCCAACUCAUAAAAUUUAUAAUUUUUGAAGUUAUAAUUUUGUAGUAUCAGCUUCUAAAACUUUUAGCUCUCCACAAGAAGCUAAUGUCAACCCCUAAAAACUGUAUUUAGUUCAACAGUUCUACUUUUGCUUAAGCUUAGAGUCUUAGACGAUACGGAGAAAUGACAUCAUGUCAUAUUAGCUCAUGGAAAUGAUAAUCAAUUCUGAACUGAGAA
Messenger RNA from Rubroshorea leprosula, 1243 nucleotides. The record is from the annotation of a GenBank genome assembly. NCBI's taxonomy places the organism in Eukaryota, Viridiplantae, Streptophyta, Magnoliopsida, Malvales, Dipterocarpaceae.